UAAAACUGAAACUCUUGGCCAAAACAUUUAAAGAUUAACCAUAUGAAUUCAUUACUAUCAAACCUGUUGAAAUAUACUUACAUAUACGUAUUUCUAGUUCACUAUUUUUGCAAAAUUUGUUAGGCUUGAUAAUUUUUUCUUUGGAAAAUGAUAAAUUAAAACUGUAUUGAAAAGUGUUUCAAUAUAUAAAUGUAUGAAGAUUGUUACAGAGUUAUUUUUGCUUGUUAUGGUAUGGCACAACUCAGAAACAAAUUUCAAAGUGAAUGAGGCAUGGUAGUCUACUAAUCCAAUGCAUCUGUUCUAUUUUGUGUGAGAAGAUUUUCAUUCAGUAACAUAUUUUUAGAAUGUUGUUUUCACUUUACGGCCCAGAGCUGAUUUUGAAAAUCAGAAGUUACAGUGAUGACAUGAUUUUGGCCACUCGUGCUUCAUAUACUUUCAAGGAGAUUUAGCUUCAGCAAUUUUUUUCGAACUGACAAAUGUUUGUGAAGGUAGCUCCCGAGUCUUGACCUGAUGAUGCCAGUUAGGAGAGAAUCGCUUGCCAUUCCAGUAUUCGUCGGAUCUUCAAAAAAGAGCAUUGAUAUUAUACAUGAUCUCUUCAUGUUUUUUAUGAAAAUCUUUUCAAAUAAUAGGAGUAUGCUACAAUCUCCCUGUUAUCUCCUCCCUAGGUCACUGUCAUCUCAAUUCAUUUAUUAAGUUCCCAGUGUCUUCUUUUUAUGUUUUUUGUAUGUUUUGGUCAAGUUGAAUUCUGGAUUUUCUGUGGUUUUGGAAAUAAAAUGUAUUGUGUUCAUAAUUUAGAACAUUGGUAUAAAUUUUCUGUAAGUUAAAGACAGUAGCUAAAGAAACUUACCCAAGAAGUAAAAAUGGCUCACUACAUUUCAAAUCAUGAUCCCGGGCUCUUCAGCUGAAAGUAAUCUACAUCAAUACCAAUGGAAUGUCGGGCACUACUGCUGAAACUGAUGUAUUAAAUGAGGUAAAAAUACUUGAACAAACAACAAACUUGGUUAAGAUAUAUUGAGAACUGACUUCACAACAAAAUUGUAAAGGGCCUUUAUGGACACCCAGUAUAUAGAGAAUUUUUAAGGUAUGAAUUGAAUGAGAGUAUGAGACACUUGGUCAGAUUCACUGGAAAGGUAAAUUAAACUGGAAAUUUUGGAAUCUGAUCUUUCUGUUAAAGACUGCGAGUUCAUGUCAUAUCAAAGCUUGUGCUGAGUCUCACGAAAGCCAAGCGGUAUCGCCUGCUUGAGUAGGAAUAAUUAUGUGCAAGAGGAUGCAUCUGGCACUGGCUAACUAAUGCCAUACCCGACAUUGACUAGUAACCAGACGAAAGGAAGUGGUUUGCCAUAUAUUUAACCCAUCUGUCCCUAAUAUCAAUGUGAAAAUCUUAUUCUAAUAUGAAAUAUAUUUGAAUGUAUUUUUGUAUACAUCCCUGGGCGUGUAGUGUGAAAGUGUGUGUAUCAUUACAGAAGUAACUAAUUUUGUUCGCCUACUUUACAUCAAGUUGUGUAAAUUGACUGAAACCUAUGGGUAGGGGGUAUAUUCACUUGGCAAAUACAGACAGUCCUUGAACUAGUAAUAGAACUAAAAAGAGGAAAAUCGGAGUGAAAUUAUACCCUAACCCAGUAUACACACUACAGGAGUACCCAUCUCUGUAUUAAACUGAAUUUUCUAUGUCAAAUUGUUUUCCAUACCUAAUGAUCUAACUAAGAUACAGAAUCGCUGUUUCACGUCUUCUUUGCCACAUGAUGGUGUCGGCAGCCAGAAGAAAACUUCUUCGAAGAGCUUUGAAGGCAAGUUUCAUCGAAUCAAUGAGUCUGUACUUAACAUCAUGGAUUAAGAUGCCAGUUGUCUUUGCUUGGUUUCGAAGAAGUCGUAAACGCCGCCGCGCACUUUGCGCAUUGCUUUUUGCGCUAAAUGAAACGGAAGGAAACACUCAAGAGGAGAUAAUUGAUAGAUUGAUGAAAAAUUGGUUGGAAAAGAGAGCUACAACUUUCACAGAAAAUAACUGGAUUGAAUUUUUUAAAAUGAGGAAACAUACUUUCUAUCGUUUGGUUGACUUUGUGAAAAAUGAUAUAGAGAGGGAUGGCAAACCUGGUGACGCUUCUCCAGUGAAAUGUGUUGCAAUAGCUUUGUAUCAACUUCUGGUCAAACAACAAAAACAACUUCCCAGUUGCUUGAUGUGGAUGAAGCAAUUGUUAUCUCUUCGCUUAACAGGUUUGUCAAAGCAAUGCUGAACAAAAAAUCAGAGUUAAUUAUGAUGCCAAAUUUUGAUGAAGCACGACAGAUAUCUGACAGAUUCAAAGACAAAUUUAAGUGUCCGCAGGUCAUAGGUACCCUAGGAAGCAUUCACAUUCCAGAAGGAGUUUUAAAUGAGAGAAGGUCGGCUUCCCAUACAGCAAUGUCACGGCUAGUUCUUCAGGCUCUGGUAGAUGAUGAGUACAAAUUCCGUGAUAUAUUUAUAACGACGACUGUGAAAAGUAAUUACGCAGAAAUCUUGGAAGAAUCAAAAUUAUACAAAGAUGGAUUACCAGAAUAUUCUCUCAACAUUGAAGGAACAGAGGUACCAUUCUAUGUGGCAGCAAACAAUGAAUAUCCUUUGUUGUCUUGGGUUAUUACACCUUUUCAUGAUUCCAAAAUUGAGGGGUAUAAAGAGCGUGAAUCAUUCAACGAACAACUAUCAAGUAUUCUACAACAAGUGGAAAUUGCGUUUGCAAGGCUAAAAACAAGGUGGAAAAUACUGCAAAGUAACUCUUUCAUGUCAAAUCACAAUGCAAAAGAUAUUAUAGCAUGUGUUGUAUGCUCCAUAAUCUUUGUGAAGCCACUGAUUCUCCUGUUGAGGAAAUAUUAUCAACAAAAACUCAUUUUAGUCAGCGCAAACGCCCGGAUUGUACACAAAUGACUACAGAUGGCGAGAACUCAAGAAAUGCAUUGUGUGCUUAUUUGGCUAAACAAUUUCCGUUGAAAGUAAAAUUACCUUCUGUUGAGCAGAAAAAAAAGAACUAUUGAGUUCUGUGGGAACAUGCAAUGGUCUCAAAUGUUUCCUACCCAGGGAGAAAUUCCUUCACAAGAAGGGAUUUUGAUGUUCUCGGGAAAAACAUAUCAUUUAGUAUUUGGCAUCAUUUCACAAAUAGUUUAUUUAUUUAGUAUUUUUGUAAUGGGCAAACGAAAUAUACAGGGUGUCUCAAAAGUAAGUAUACACUUAUAAUUUUGAUUUGCUUUUCAGGUACUCAUCAUAGAGCGUUCAU
Messenger RNA from Styela clava, 3242 nucleotides. The record is from RefSeq and is a predicted model, not a curated record. Lineage: Eukaryota; Metazoa; Chordata; Ascidiacea; Stolidobranchia; Styelidae.